Anopheles marshallii is the source of this 600-nucleotide messenger RNA. It is a transcript of the gene Ubc4, whose product is annotated as ubiquitin-conjugating enzyme E2-22 kDa. The record is from RefSeq and is a predicted model, not a curated record. Lineage: Eukaryota; Metazoa; Arthropoda; Insecta; Diptera; Culicidae. Bases 1 to 600 code for a protein of 199 amino acids. Gene Ontology annotation, biological process: proteasome-mediated ubiquitin-dependent protein catabolic process; protein polyubiquitination. The transcript has 3 exons. Gene Ontology annotation, cellular component: nucleus. Gene Ontology annotation, molecular function: protein binding; ubiquitin conjugating enzyme activity.
AUGGCGAACAUGGCAGUAUCCCGCAUCAAACGGGAGUUUAAAGAAGUGCUUAAAAGUGAAGAGAUAACACAAUGCUCGAUAAAGCUAGAAAUGGUAAAUGAUAACUUUACGGAGCUGAGAGGAGAAAUUGCUGGACCACCGGACACACCGUACGAAGGAGGCAAAUUUAUGCUAGAAAUAACGGUCCCCGAAACAUACCCGUUCAAUCCACCCAAGGUGAAAUUUAUGACUAAAAUAUGGCACCCCAACAUAUCCUCCGUGACUGGUGCAAUCUGUCUCGAUAUACUGAAAGACAACUGGGCAGCAGCGAUGACCCUGCGGACGGUGCUAUUAUCGUUGCAAGCGCUGCUAGCCGCUGCCGAGCCGGACGAUCCCCAAGAUGCGGUCGUUGCCACGCAGUACAAAGACAACCAUGAAAUGUUCAUCCUAACGGCGAAACACUGGACCAACGUGUACGCCGGCGGUCCGUUUGCGAACACGGAUUUUGACCAAAAGGUGCAACGAUUGCGUGAUAUGGGUAUACCUGAGUAUGAUGCGCGAGCUGCCCUGUCACGCCAUAACUGGCAUCUGGAGCGUGCCUCCGAGCAGCUAUUCAGUUAG